Jaculus jaculus (lesser Egyptian jerboa) is the source of this 5655-nucleotide messenger RNA. RefSeq names its product WASP family member 2 (gene Wasf2). The transcript is spliced from 9 exons. The record is from RefSeq and is a predicted model, not a curated record. Gene Ontology annotation, molecular function: actin binding; protein kinase A regulatory subunit binding; Arp2/3 complex binding. The coding region runs from base 166 to 1653 and encodes 495 amino acids. Gene Ontology annotation, biological process: actin cytoskeleton organization; positive regulation of Arp2/3 complex-mediated actin nucleation. Lineage: Eukaryota; Metazoa; Chordata; Mammalia; Rodentia; Dipodidae. Gene Ontology annotation, cellular component: cytoskeleton.
GGGGCGGGCGGUCCGGCGGUGUGGCAGCCCACGAGGCGCUGGGCUGGAGCACACCCCCCCCCUGCGGUGACCGGGCGGUCCAGUGGCCUUUCAGAUCACUGUGGGCGACUGCGCGAGAUCAGGUUGUUUUUCAUCAUUGAGAACAUUGCCUGAAGCAGGUCCACCAUGCCGUUAGUAACCAGGAACAUCGAGCCAAGGCACCUGUGCCGUCAGACGUUGCCUAGCGAUACAAGCGAGCUGGAAUGCAGGACCAACAUCACCCUGGCAAAUGUCAUCCGACAGCUGGGCAGCCUGAGUAAGCAUGCAGAGGACAUUUUUGGAGAGAUUUUUACUCAGGCAAAUACAUUUGCCUCUCGGGUAAGCUCCCUUGCUGAAAGGGUCGACCGACUCCAAGUUAAAGUCACUCAGCUGGAUCCCAAGGAAGAGGAGGUGUCACUACAAGGAAUCAACACCCGGAAGGCCUUCAGAAGCUCCACCAUUCAAGACCAGAAGCUUUUUGACAGAAAUUCUCUCCCAGUGCCUGUCUUGGAAACCUAUAACACCUGUGAUACUCCUCCCCCUCUUAACAAUCUUAGCCCUUACAGGGAUGAUGGAAAAGAGGCACUCAAAUUCUACACCAACCCUUCAUACUUCUUUGAUCUCUGGAAGGAGAAGAUGCUGCAGGACACCAAGGAUAUCAUGAAAGAGAAGAGAAAGCACAGGAAAGAAAAGAAAGAUAAUCCAAAUCGAGGGAAUGUAAACCCGCGUAAAAUUAAGACGCGUAAGGAAGAGUGGGAGAAAAUGAAGAUGGGACAAGAAUUUGUGGAGUCCAAAGAAAAGCUGGGGCCUUCCGGGUACUCGUCGGCCUUGGUGUACCAGAAUGGCAGCAUUGGCUCCAUUGAAAAUGUAGAUGCAGGCAGCUACCCACCACCACCACAGUCAGACUCUGCCUCUUCACCGUCUCCUUCCUUCUCGGAAGACAAUUUACCUCCCCCACCGGUGGAAUUCAGCUACCCGACAGACAACCAAAGAGGAUCUGGCUUGGCUGGACCCAAAAGAACCAGUGUGGUCAGCCCAAGCCAUCCACCCCCAGCUCCUCCUCUGGGCUCUCCACCAGGCCCCAAACCUGGGUUUGCUCCACCACCUGCCCCUCCUCCUCCACCUCCAAUAGGCGUUCCACCUCCACCACCACCUAUAGGAUUUGGGUCUCCAGGGACCCCUCCACCACCUUCACCUCCAUCUUUUCCACCUCAUCCAGAUUUUGCUGCCCCUCCACCUCCUCCCCCACCACCUGCAGCUGACUACCCAAUGCCACCACCUCCCUUAUCCCAAUCACCAGGAGGUGCUCCUCCGCCUCCCCCUCCCCCUCCCCCUCCAGGGCCUCCCCCUCUGCCCUUCAGUGGCGCUGAUGGUCAGCCCGCUGUGUCACCACCGCUUUCUGAUGCCACCAAGCCCAAGUCCUCCUUGCCUGCUGUGAGUGAUGCCCGCAGUGACCUGCUUUCUGCUAUCCGUCAAGGCUUUCAGCUGCGCAGGGUUGAGGAGCAGCGGGAACAAGAGAAGCGUGAUGUCGUGGGGAAUGACGUGGCUACCAUCUUGUCACGUCGCAUUGCUGUUGAAUACAGCGACUCAGAAGAUGACUCCUCUGAGUUUGAUGAAGACGACUGGUCGGAUUAACUCUGUGCCUGCUGCCCACAUUCCUUGUCUCCUUCCUGCCUGUUGAUGCCUCCCCUGCCGAUCUGAUCCUGAGGGGGCGGGCAGAAAAAGAAUUUCAAGGGGCCAGAGUCUUCCCUACAGCAACCAAAGAUCUACCCAAGUACUUCCUCCAAAUCACUAUGUAUUUCCUUCCCCUGUCGCCUGGCCCAUGGGCUCCUGAGGGUCCCAUUGCUGGGGCGACUCCUCCUCCCUUCAAGUGACUGUUGCCUAUUGAAGGGAAGGCAGAGACCUAAAGCAGACCCCUUUGAUUGGGUCUAACUGGAGAUGGUGCCUUCCUCGAAGAACCAGUUUCACCUGUGGCCUUCUUCCAAAAUCUUUGCACUCAGCCUAUUCAAAUAAUGCUAGCCAUCUCCUAGUCUUAAAGCAGUGGGAGUGGCCUGCAUAGGCAUAGCUGCCCGCUUCUGUGCCCUGAGAGGGCAGAGGAGCCAAGAGUCCCAGCCACACCGCCACAGCCUUUGUCGCACACUCUGCUCUGGGUGGGGCUGCUUUGCUCACCAUGUCUCCUCCUCAGGUGCCUUUGUUCCAGGAGGCAUGGGACCUCUGUCCAGAAGUGAUGCUUUUCUGAAGACUGAGGCUGUUGUUUCUCUGCCAGGCCCCCUCUUAGUGAGCAUGGUGUUCAGGUGUCCUUUAAAUGACCCUCUCUCACUGCUAGGUGCCUUCAGUCUGCAAGGCCCAGUUUUAACCUCACAUAUUCCAUGACCAAACUAGCCCUGACACCAAGGGACUUGGGCAUCUGCUGGCUGUCAGGAGCAGAGCGUAGAGACUUGGAACUGCAGGGCUGGAAGAACAGUGGAAUUCCUUGGGUUCUACCUUCUAAGGAUGCUGAAGCUUUGAAAUGAAAAGUGACUUGCUCAAGGUCACUCAGUUGGAUAGUAUCAGACUUCUGUUUCCAAGUCACCUGUGCUUUCUGGGACCAAAUAAUGGGCACCUGCUGGAGUCCGGGCAGAGCAGUUAUGGCUCUGUGCUAGUCCAGACCUCCCAGUGCAGGGGUCCCACUGGGCUCAGGGCCUGUGGCAGCCCUGCCAGUGCAGCUCUGACCUUACGGCCUUUCUUACAACCUUUUGUUCUUCCUUCCUAUCUGCAGCCAGUCAUGUGGCAUGGAGCUGUGCUGGGAGACCAAAAGUAGAGAAGGGAGUGGGGCAGGCAGCCUUGACAGGUUCUGUUUUCCGUUCUGCUGCAGCUCCUCCCCCUUUUGUUUCCCCAAUUUAAGCAUAGGCUCUGCCAGCUGCAGAAACUUCAGUCCCUCAGGCUGGCAGCCGCCGCAGGUACCUGCCUGGGGGGGCCUGGCAGCCGUGAGGAAGGCUGAGAGGCAGAAGGACUCGGGGUCCUCUUUCUGCCCGCCCCCCACUGCACAUGGCGAUAGUGGCUCCCUCUUUGCUCCCCUUUCCAGAGCUAGUACACAGGUGCUGUUAUUGAGGAAAAAACUGGUCAGGUCUGGCCAACAGCAAGGUUUCUUCUCUUCUGCCCCAACUAUUGUGUAGCCUCUUACACUGAAAUUGGCUUCUCCUGGCUUCUCUGGCUUUCAGAGCCUGAAACAAAGAGAAACAGGAUCUGUCUCUACCCAGCACAGCAAAUGGUUGUAGUAAUUGCCAAAGCCCUCGUAAACCCCUCUGGCUUGAGGAGAGUGUGUAAUCACGGGUUCUGCUGCCCGCCCUAGCUGAAUGCCUCCCCUCUGCCUCUUCUUGAACUCAAAUGUGGGGAUAGAGCUGCAGGUGCCAGCAGGCUCUCCUAUGGCUACUCCAGAGAGUGUCCUGCCCCCACCGCCACCACACACACAAAUGCACUCCCCAGAUCCAGUAUCUCUGGCACCGGGCUUGGCACCCAGCUCCAUGCUGCGCCUGUUUCCCACUCUGCACUUUGGAAGCCAAAGGUGCUUUCAUCAGAACCCUAAAAUGUCUAGUGAAGGUGCCCGGCUGCAACUCAGCAGUGGUGUGGGAGGCAGGCAGAGAGGGCAGUGGUUCUCCCAAAUAGGAGUCCUGGGGCCUAGCCAGGCCAGGGUUUGGGCCUAAUGGCUUUGACUAAAUUACCCCCAUCCUCCUCCUCCUUUCCGGAAAAAGGGGAGCCAGAGCCGCUCGCUCUCAUUCUGCGCUGACCUUGAAGGGGGUGGCGUUGGCCUGGCUUCUGGAAUGGACAGAGUCCACCAGGAAAGGGCUGGGGGCAGGAGGAGGUGGGGAGGGCCCUGCCUGCGGAAGGUAGGAUUAGAUCAUUAGCUCACUGACCUCCUAGGGUUUCGAUGUGCUGUGUUCUCAUCCUACAGCUGGUUUGGUAAUGAUCUGCAAGUCCCGGAGAGCCACAGCACAGCUCUGCCUGACGCUCUCAUUAAAAUCUAUGCAGCCAAGCUCAGUGCUUUGUAGCAGCCGGCCUUGCGAAGCUCCUCAGCUCGGGGGGCUGGGGACCCAGUCAGCUGAGAGGCCCUCUGGGCUCUACUUAUGCAUAUGUGCACCAAAAAAAUAAAAGGGGGGCUUCUUUAAACCCAAAGCCCUUUAAGAUGAUAAAGGACCCGGUGCAGGUAGGCGUGUGUUUGUGGAAUACUGUAAUUGUAGAAUGCAAAGUUCGGUGGUUAUUUAAACUGGGCCAAGGCUGGUAAAAGUAUGAAAUGGUGACCCAUAAGGACUCUUAAGAGCUGAAGCCAAGAAACCACCUCCCUUCCUGGACUGCCUAGCCCAGGGGACCUGCCCCCAUUCCUGUGGCCCAGGGGCCCAGCUUGCAGUCGGCAAUGUCAGAAGUGACUUGUGGCUUUGCUUGGUCGUGAGAUGAUUUCAUUCCAAGGGAGCAGGCGAAGGGGGUGGGCAGCCAUCCCUUGGAGGCUUAGAGCAGCUGGCCCAAGCUCCUGCUUGCCUGCAGUGGAAGCUCGAGCGCCCUCAGAAACGACCCUGGCCAAUGUCACCGCAGAGCUGAGGCGGUGUUGUCAGGGCUAAUGUGAAAUCUCUUCCCGUGGCGCCGAUCCUCCGACUCUGCAGCGCCAGCUUGGACAGAUUGAGGUCUCUGUGGCUUUAGUGACCCUGCUUAAGCAUUCCCACCGUGUCCCUGCACUGCACGAGGACUGCUUUCUGCCACCGCCCCUCACCUGACCUCAGGGCCUGGGGAGGGAAUCUGUGCACCAGGGCAGGCACUCCUACUCAGGAGAGAUGUCAGCCUUCCUGGGGGGCAUCCAGCUUUGAGUUCUGCCAGUGCCCAGCCAUCCUGGGACCAGGUGUCCCACAGAGACAUGCCUCCUCUUGUGCUUCCUGCCACACUCACCUUAAUAGGGCCUCAGUGAAGGCCAGGGAACAAUUCUGGUACUGUAUUAACUUGAUUCAGUUAAUUCACUUGAGAAACUAACCAAUUUUUACUUUCUGUCUAGAAUGAUGUACUCGUAGGAGAGUAAGCUGUAAUGCUCCCAAAGUGCCUUGUUUUCUCUGAUAUAAAUAUAUUUAUAAGGACAUGUUCCAGUGGGUUUUGGGGUGUGUUUUCCACAUUAGGAUUUUGAGAGUGAAUAAUGUAGUGGGGAUACCAUCUGAAAAUAAGCCCCUUUCCCCACAGGCUGGGGAAGGGGCUCUUCAGCUGAAGAUCUGAGCAGUGGGGUUAAACCAAACCUCUAAAGUGGCCCUUUCCUCUUCUGCUCUACUCUCAUGCUUUUAGAAGGACAUCCUUUGAUUUUUUUUUUUUUUUAAUAAGGUCUCAUAGCCCAGGCCAGCCUCAAACUUGCUAUGGAGCCAAAGCUAGCCUUGAACUUUUGAUCCGCCUGCCUCAGCCUCCCUAGUACAGGGAUUUUAUGCAUACCACACUCAGCUGGGACAACCAGUGCUUGAGAGCCCUAUGGCUCCUGGUCUAAUUUGCCUCCCUCCCAGGCGUGUGUAUGUGUAUGCCCCAUGUAUAUCCCAGUGACCUGAAGAUUCCAUGUAACUAUUUUAUGUAUAAACAUGAAUACUUACUUAAAUGCUAGUGUUUUCAUUAAUUUGAUAAACUCUUCAUAGCUACUCA